GUAUUCUCUAUAUAUUCUAUUCAUCGCCUCCAAUUUUUCUCUUCAACCAGCUCUUCACUAACCCCUCUCAAUCUCCCAACAACCCAAACCUAAAAAAAUAAAAACUUAAAAUUCAGUCAACCUAUGGGUGAGCAAAAAGAAGGAGCUAAACCUGAAGCCGAGAAGAAGUCGGCCGCUGAUGCGGGCGCUAAGAAAGAUGACGGCAAGGUCACCGCCGUCUACAAGAUUGAUAUGCAUUGUGAAGGUUGUGCCAAGAAGAUCAAACGCUCGAUUAAGCAUUAUGAAGGUGUGGAAGAUGUGAAGGCGGAUUGUGGAGCCAACAAACUAACGGUGAUUGGCAAAGUGGACCCUGCCAAAAUCAGAGACAGAUUGGCUGAGAAAACUAAGAAGAAAGUCGACCUUAUUUCUCCUCAGCCUAAGAAAGAUGCCGCCCCCACCGCUGCCGGCGGUGGUGGUGAUAAAAAGCCCGAUGCCGAGAAGAAACCUGAAGAGAAAAAAGAUGAGAAGAAAGAGGAGAAAAAACCGCCUAAAGAGAGCACGGUGGUUUUGAAGAUUAGAACACAUUGUGACGGUUGCAUUCACAAAAUUCGGAAAAUCAUCAAGAAGGUCGAUGGAGUUCAAUCAGUGGACGUGGACGGAGCUAAAGAUUUAGUAACCGUAAAAGGCACAAUGGACGUCAAAGACCUCGUUCCUUAUCUCAAGGAGAAGUUGAAACAAAACGUCGACGUGGUUCCACCAAAGAAAGACGACGCUGCUGAGAAAAAAGACGGCGGAGAAAAGAAAGACUCCGGCGGUGAUAAUAAAGAGAAAGGAAAAGAAGCUGCUGCUGCCGGUGGAGAGAAGAAGGAAGGCGGUGGUGAAGCGAAGAUGGAGGUGAGUAAGAUGGAGUAUCAUGGAUAUGCGUAUCCUCCACAGCCAAUGUUUUGGUCGGAUGGACACGUGUACGGUAACAGCAGUUACGCGGUUGAGGGAUAUCAGAAUCAUCCCCAUGAUUACGGAUAUGUGAAUCAUGCGUACAUGAAUAUGAAUCAAGGGUAUAUGCAUCCUGGGUAUGUAAAUCAAGGGUACGUGAUGGACCCGCGGCAUCACCUUUACGCGCCUCAGAUGUUCAGCGACGAGAAUCCCAACGGCUGCUCGGUCAUGUGAGAUAGGAAGGGAAAAAAAAUCAACGAUGGAGCUGAAAAAGGGGGACAAAUGUAAAUAAUGAACUAUCUAGGUAGAGAAACGUAAAUACAUUAUAAACGGAAAUAGUAGAAUUUUGGAAUUAUCGAAUAGGUUAGUAGUGAACAGGCGAAAGCCGGCUUGGCUAGAAUCUGUUAGUUGUUGGGACGGUCGUUGGUUGUGUCUUAUCUUAUGUUCGUUCUUUUUUUUCUUUUUUUAUUUAAAUAUAGUGUUAAAAUUUCAUAAAUAUAAUAAAAUGAAAUAUAAAAUGUAUUUUUAUGUUUUGAUAAAUAGCCGAAUAUUGGUUCGUUGAUGGAGUAGUAAGCGGCAAUGGAGAAUGCCACGUGGUGCAAUUGUUGAUUUA
This is a messenger RNA of Durio zibethinus, 1525 nucleotides long. Its product is annotated as heavy metal-associated isoprenylated plant protein 6. Gene Ontology annotation, molecular function: metal ion binding. The record is from RefSeq and is a predicted model, not a curated record. Lineage: Eukaryota; Viridiplantae; Streptophyta; Magnoliopsida; Malvales; Malvaceae.